Recurvomyces mirabilis is the source of this 2853-nucleotide messenger RNA. It is a transcript of the gene MSH4, whose product is annotated as MutS protein msh4. Gene Ontology annotation, cellular component: nucleus. Lineage: Eukaryota; Fungi; Ascomycota; Dothideomycetes; Mycosphaerellales; Teratosphaeriaceae. The record is from RefSeq and is a predicted model, not a curated record. The coding region runs from base 1 to 2853 and encodes 950 amino acids. Gene Ontology annotation, molecular function: mismatched DNA binding; ATP binding; ATP-dependent DNA damage sensor activity. The transcript has a single exon. Gene Ontology annotation, biological process: mismatch repair; reciprocal meiotic recombination.
AUGGCAGCUAGCAAGCGCACCAGGACUUCGUACACGACCGCUCCAUCCGUAAGCCGUGGCUCGACGUCCUACAGUGGUGGUACCCAACGAACCAUUACCAAACAGCUGUUCGGUACCUCCAAUCUUCUGAACAGGGCGAUCACUAGCACGACCACCCCAUACCACACGACUAAUGACUACGGGACGACAGACUCUCGGCCUCGCACGGGAUACCACAGUACAGCAAGACCGACCACUGGCCGACCAAGCACCGCACGUCCCCGUACUGGCGUAGCCACCUUGGGUGCCGAGAAUCAGGAAAUUGUCUGCGCUGUCAGUGAAUCUCGUGGGAUCUCGCCAACUGUGGGCCUGGCGUUUAUCAAUCUCGAUACCGGCGAAGCAGUUCUCAGCCAGGUCAGUGACAGCCAGACAUAUGUCCGAACGGUGCAUAAGCUCAUGGUCUUCAACCCGUCAAACAUCCUCAUCGUCUCUACGGCGUCCAAUCCAAAGUCGAAGCUCUUCUCCAUCAUCGAGGACAGCCUUGGUGAUAUCGGCAGUAAUCUGACCCUGUUGGACCGCCGUUACUGGGCUGAGACCACAGGUUUGGAGUAUUUACAGCAGCUUCCCUUCUCCGAGGAUGUGGAAGCAUUGAAGACUGCAGUCAGUGGCAACUACUAUGCAGUCUGCUGCCUAGCGGCAGUGCUCAAGUACGUCGAGCUCGCGUUGUCGAAAGUGUUCCCCUACCGCUCCCUUCGGAUUAAGUAUGAGCCGUCUGAAGGCUCGAUGAUGGUUGACCUGGCCACCAUUCAGUCUCUCGAGCUUGUUCAGAAUUCGCACAACGCGAAGUCGAGAGACUGCUUGUUCGGGCUACUCAACGAGACGCUGACGCCCAUGGGCAGCCGUCUGCUACGAAGCAACAUCUUACAGCCUCUCACAAACCCCGAGACGCUCAACGUCCGCUGGGAGGCGCUGGAAGAGCUCAGCACGAAGGAAGAGAUGUUCUUCGGCGUCCGCACAGCUCUCAAGCCAUUCCUUGACGUGGACAAGAUGUUGACACAGCUCAUCCUCGUGCCUCUUCAACCCAGCAUUAGCUACACCGAGCAAGCCACCAAUAAUGUGAUCAUGUUGAAGUCCUUUCUAAUGCUCAUCAAACCUGUCUUCGAGGGUCUUACUGGCGCGCGCUCUUCGAUGUUACUGGAGAUCCGCAGCAUGUGUGCAUCGGACACGGUGGACCUCAUCUUAGAGCUCAUCAACAAGUCGAUCAAUGAAGACACACAGCAUGCCAACCAGCCGCUCGAUCUUCGCAACCAGCGGACAUAUGCAGUCAAAUCUUGUGUCAAUGGACUUUUGGACGUGGCUCGCAUGACAUACAAGGAGGCCAUGACCGAUGCUCUGCAGCACAUUACUGAUCUAGCCGACGAGCACAAGCUGGCACUACAGACGAAAUUCGACAACACUCGUCAAUUCUAUAUAAAGCUUCGUGCCGAGGAGCUCGAGGACCGCAACUUGCCAGCAGUCUUCAUCAACGUCUUUCGCAAGAAAGACAUGAUCGAAUGUCAGACCCUCGAUCUCAUGAAGCGCAAUCAGAAGAUCGCGAAUGCUCACAGCGAAGUCUUGGUGAUGAGCAGUCAGACCGUCGAGCAGCUGAUCACAGAUAUCAGAGAGCACAUGUCAGCAUUGUUCAAGAUCUGCGAAGGCCUUGCUAUGCUCGAUAUGUUGGCCUCCUUCGCACAAGUCGUCACAAGCCAGGACUAUGUGCGCCCAGUGAUUAGCGAGACUCUCGCCGUCAGUGCAGGCCGCCAUCCCAUCCGUGAGAAGAUUCACAACACUAAAUACAUACCCAACGAUGUCUACGCUACACAGCAGACUCGCUUCCAGAUCAUCACCGGCUGCAAUAUGAGCGGCAAAAGCACCUACAUUCGCUCAGUCGCUCUGGUGACGGUCAUGGCGCAGAUCGGCAGCUUUGUGCCAGCUCAAUACGCUGCUUUCCCGAUCAUUCGCCAGCUCUUUGCGCGUGUCUCAAUGGACGACAAUAUUGAGGCCAACGUGUCCACGUUCGCUGCUGAGAUGCGUGAGACAGCUUUCAUUCUUCGCAAUGUCGACAAGCAGAGUAUGGUGAUCGUGGAUGAGCUUGGGCGCGGUACGAGUACUCGCGAUGGACUUGCUAUCGCACUAGCCAUUGCAGAGGCGUUGGUGGAGAGCAGAGCGCUAGUCUGGUUCGCUACGCACUUCCGGGACCUCGCAACGAUCAUGUCCGAGCGCAGCGGCGUCGUCAGCCUGCACCUAGCCGUCGAUACGACCCAAGAGGAUAAGAUGGAAAUGGCAUACCGCAUUGCUGCAGGCACAGUCCAGGAAGAACACUACGGCCUCAAGCUUGCAAGAGUCGUGCCCUUGCCAGCUGAUGUAAUACAGCAUGCAGAGCAUGUCGCCGCCACACUCGAAGAACAUAUGAGGCAACGCAAGAAGCGCUCGCUUGCGAUUGUGCAAGCUCGACGCCGUAAGCUGCUGCUGAAUUUGAAAGAGCACCUUGUCCAAGCCAAGAAUGGGACUAUGAGCAGCGACGAUCUCGGACAGUGGCUGAAGGGCCUGCAGAAGGAGUUCGUGAUCCGGAUGACUGCUUUGGACGAAGAAGCGCGCAAGGCCGAGCUUGGUCUGGAGGAUGACCAAGAACAAGACGAGGCGUGCAAGGAUGAGAUUGGGUCGGACGGCGGUGUUGUCGCUGUAGAGACGAGUGUCGAAACCGCUGAAAGGCAAGUCGAGCGUGCUAUCACGUCCUCAUCGCAGUUGGUGCAGAGCGGGAGUCUGCGGUAUGUGGAUGCAAUCGAAUCGGGGUUCUCGCGUGAAUCCUGUGAGAUGCUGAGCAUUCAUGGCUGA